Molecule: messenger RNA, 3840 nt
Organism: Arabis nemorensis
Lineage: Eukaryota; Viridiplantae; Streptophyta; Magnoliopsida; Brassicales; Brassicaceae
Source: the annotation of a GenBank genome assembly
AUGAUGAGUGAUAAUAAUGGUAAUAUAGAUUCUCAUGAUCAUGAUGGAUCAGUCCUUAUAAAUAGUGUCGUUAAGGAGAGUGAGAAUCCGAAUGUUGUUGAUUUUCAUGAUGAUUUAGAUCCUUACUUGGCUGCUCAAGAAAAUCGGUUAAUGAAUCUUGAAACUGUUAACCGAUUCGUGAGUGAUUCGGUUACAAGGGGAACGCUAAAUGCAGUUGAGACUGAGGCAAGAGAGAUUGUGACUUCCGAGGAAAGCGAAACCUCGCGUUCUCCUCUGAUUCCUGAUCAGGCGUGUAAGGAUGAGUAUAAGGAAAGAUUGUGGGAGCAGAAUGUGGAGUUUUGUGACAAGAAAAGUUUGUUACUUGAGAAGAAGACUAAAGAGAUUGCUGGUUUGCGCCGUGAGCUAGAGUUGAUUUCUAAGUUGCUUUCGGGUUAUGCGAAUGAAGACAUUGAUGAGGCUUUGAAGGGUAAAAAAAAUGCGGAUCAGUUGCACCGCAAAAACUUUGGAAGCAUUGGUUCAACGUCUUGGAUUUGGGAUAAAAAUGGUAAGCAGUAUUUAAGAUAUUUAUCGCACAAAGAGUUGAUCAACCACUUUAAGAAGGAGAUGAAUCAAAUGAAAAGAGAGCAUGAUUAUACAAUACAAGAGAUGACUGAAGAGUACUUUAGUAUUAAGCGAAGGUGCUCGAAAUUAGAGAAGCGCGCUUCGUUUUCUUGUUUGAAGAAAGACAAAGAGUUUGAUGUCCUGCGAAAGAAGAUCUCGGAUAUCAUUUCGAAGUUGGAUAAGGUUUUAUCGGAAGAUGAGAAGUCAGUGUUUGAAGGAAAGAACAAUGCUGCUCUCAAGAGCCAAGUGGAUUCUCUGCUACUUGAAAACCGUCAGCUUGGAGAGUUGAACAAGAAUGCAUUAGAGAAAGAACAAGCUUUGAGAUCAGAGAUGGUUAAGAAGGAAAUAUUAGCUGAGAAUGAUUUGGCUGCAGAGAAAGAGAAGCUUGAGGUAGUCUUUCAACAGAUUAACACUCUGCAAUUUCUGAUUGAUCAGCAAACAGUAGUGAUUCAAGAUAAAAACAAAGAACUGAAACUUGUUUCAGCUCGCGCUGCGGAGAAAAGAGUAGGUUAUGAGAUGGAGAUAUCCGAGUUAAGACAGAAGCUUGAGUUAGCUAGAAAGAAUAUGAAGAGGCUUAAGCAUCAGUUUGUAUCGACGUUUCUGAGUCUUGCUACAUGGAGCCAAGGUUUCGACUAUCUUGAAUGUGUACUAGCAGAAAAGAUGAAAAAUACAAAUUCUAGGUUGGAAAGUAUGCAGAGCCAAUUAAGUGAUCUUGUAGAUGAACUCAAGGCGAGAGAAUCGAUGUACAAGCAACAAAUGGAGAAGAAGACUUGCGAUCUCCACAAGGCUGAAACUGAGGUUGAUCUCCUUGGCGAUGAAAUCGAAUCUCUCUUGGACCUUCUUGCAAAAAUAUACAUUGCCCUUGAUCAUUACUCUCUAAUACUCAAUCAUUACCCUGGUGUCGGUCCAAUGGACGAAUCAAAACUGGAGGCGAGAAUGUUUACCCCGAAAAGGUUAGCUUCCAACACAAGUAACUUGUCGAUAUUAGCCUCAGAUAGUCGUGCAUCUUCUCAACGUUUGAAUCCAUUAAUGCUCGCAGGUCGAAGCAUCCUGUUAAAGCAUCCUGGGAUUGUGUCUACAGUGGUGAUAGGCAUCAUUGAUGUUCGUCUUGGAGAGAUGGUCGUUGCUUGUGUCCGUUUAAAAGAGAAUUGGAUAUGGUCUAGUGUCGAAAACCGUGACCGAGAUUUCGAACUGUUUAGUGAGACACUCAAGGAUCAUUGUAGAAUACAGAAUCUAACCGCGCGCAUUCCGAAGAGAUUUGUCCCGUGGGAGAAGCAGUUUCCGAUGACAACAACUGGGAAAAGGAAAAGAUAUGAAGUUAAGAGACAAGGGCUUUUCCGUAAAUUUGCUAAAAGCUUUGUUCUUGACUCUCCCGCUUCACAUUUCCCAAAGUAUUUUAUUUUUCCAGGUCGGUCCAUCUUCUUCUCAUUUAGAAACCCUAAAAGCUUUAAAAGAAGACCCACCAUUGAAACUGGAUUUAGAUUUCUCAUUUUCUCCGGGGAAAAAACCCACACAGCUGAUUUUGGAUUUUGCUUCUUGGUUAUGAUGAGUGAUAACAAUGGUAGUUUAGAUUCUCAUGAUCAUGAUGGAUCAAUCCUUAUUAAUAGUGUCAUCAAGGAGAAUGAGAAUCCGAAUAUUGUUGAUUUUCUUGAGGAUUUAGAUCCUUACUUGGAUGAUCAAGAAAAUCGGUUAACGAGUCUUGAAACUGUGAACCGAUUCGUGAGUGAUUCGGUUACUAGAGGAAUGCUAAAUGCAGUUAAGACCGAGGCAAGAAAGAUUGUGGGUUCCGAAGAAAACAAUACCUCGCUAUCUCGUUCGAUUCUUGAUCAAGCGUGUGUGGAAAGAUUGUUGGAUCAAAAUGUAGAAUCUUGUAGCAAGAAGAAAACUAAAGAGAUUGCUGGUUUGCGCCGUGAGCUAGAGUUGAUAUAUAAGUUUCUUUCGGGUUAUGCGAAUGUGGACAUUGAUGAAACUUUGGAGAGUAAAAAUAAUGCGGAUCAGUUGCACCGCAAAAUCUUCGGAAACAUUGGUUCAACUUCAACGUCUUCAAUUUGGGAUGAAAAUGGUAAGCACAUAGAGUGUUUAAGACAUUUAUCGCACGAAGAGUUGAUCAACCACUUUAAGAACGAGAUGAAUCAAAUGAAAAGAGAGCAUGACUAUAGAAUACAAGAGGUGACUGAAGAGUACUUUAGCAUUAAGAGAAGGUGUUUGAAUUUAGAGAAGCGCGGUUCGUUUUCUUGUUUGAAGAAGGACAAAGAGUUUGAUGUCCUGCGAAAGAAGAUCCCGGAUAUCAUUUCGAAGUUGGAUAAGGUUUUAUCGGAAGAUGAGAAGUCGGUGUUUGAAGGAAAGAACAAUGCUGCUCUCAAGAGCCAAGUGGAUUCUCUGCUACUUGAAAACCGUCAGCUUGGAGAGUUGAACAAGAAUGCAUUAGAGAAAGAACAAGCUUUGAGAUCAGAGAUGGUUGAGAAGGAAAGAUUAAAAGAGGAGAUUUAUUGGCUGGAUUCUCUUGCCAAGGAGAAGGAGAAUUUGGUUCAGAUAGCUGAGAAUGCUUUAGAUACAGAGAAAGAGAAGCUUGAGGUAGUCUUUCAACAGAUUAACACUCUGCAAUUUCAGAUUGAUCAGCAAACAGUAGUGAUUCAAGAUAAAAACAAAGAACUGAAACUUGUUUCAGCUCGUGCUGCGGAGAAAAGAGUAGGUUAUGAGAUGGAGAUAUCCGAGUUAAGACAGAAGCUUGAGUUAGCUAGAAAGAAUAUGAAGAUAACUGAAAAUGAGAAAGUGAAGUUUGAGCUGAAACUAUCAUUAACAGAGGCAGAGCAAAAGAGGCUUAAGCAUCAGUUUGUAUCGACAUUUCUGAGUCUUGCUACAUGGAGCCAAGGUUUCGACUAUCUUGAAUGUGUACUAGCAGAAAAGAUGAAAAAGACAAAUUCUAGGUUGGAAAGUAUGCAGAGCCAAUUAAGUGAUCUUUUAGAUGAAGUUGAUGAACUCAAGGCGAGAGAAUCAAUGUAUAAGCAACAAAUGGAGAAGAAGACUUGCGAUCUCCACACGGCUGAAGCUGAGGUUGAUCUCCUUGGCGAUGAUAUCGAAUUUCACUUGGACCUUCUUGCGAAAAUAUAUAUUGCCCUUGAUCAUUACUCUCUAAUACUCAAGCAUUACCCUGGUAUUAUCGAGAUCUUGAAGCUUGUCCGGAGAGAAUUAAGAGGAGAAUCAAGGAGAUUAUCAGUCUUUCGACCAAGUCUUAUAUGA